Molecule: messenger RNA, 3951 nt
Organism: Cynoglossus semilaevis (tongue sole)
Lineage: Eukaryota; Metazoa; Chordata; Actinopteri; Pleuronectiformes; Cynoglossidae
Gene: slc12a2l
Product: solute carrier family 12 member 2
Exons: 26
Coding region: 152-3430 (1092 amino acids)
Biological process (GO): potassium ion import across plasma membrane; ammonium transmembrane transport; sodium ion homeostasis
Cellular component (GO): apical plasma membrane
Molecular function (GO): sodium:potassium:chloride symporter activity; ammonium channel activity
Source: RefSeq, a predicted model, not a curated record
UGGACUAGCUGACGGUCAGUCUCUCUCCUCUCCUCUCUCGUGCUCCUCUGUGACUCCUCUCUGGACCUCCUGCUCCUCCAUGGCCCUCCUCUCCACACUGUAACCGUCCAGCUGCAGUGACCACAGUGAUUCUCCCGGGACCCUGGCCGACAUGUCGGGUCAGAAACCCUCUCUGCGGGGCGGCGGCUCAUCGCAGAGCCGCUUCCAGGUGGAUGUCGUGACCGAAGCCGUGGCCACACCGGCCGCCGGCGACGCGUCCAAACCUGCGCCCGAUGAGUCCAAAGGUCGGCUCAAGGUGGUGGGUUUCUCCGAUCCGGGACCGCUGGGCAGUGCCGGGGACAUCGGUCUCCCGCCGGACGUCUUCCACGAGCCCGACACGGCGAAAAGCGACUCGGUCAGCCUUCAUUCCACGGGCACGGGACACACUCACAUCUCCGACACCCACUCCAACACCUACUACAUGAGGACCUUCGGACACAACACCAUCGACGCGGUUCCCAACAUCGAGUUCUACCGGCAGAGCUUGGCGCCCUUCGGAGAGAAGUUGACCAGGCCGUCCCUGUCGGAGCUGCACGAUGAGCUGGAUAAAGAUCCUUUCGAAGACGGUUUGGCGAAUGGGGAAGAGCCGUCUGCCGCGGAGGAAGCUGCAGCAAAGGAGGCCAAGGGGGGAACUGUCAAGUUUGGAUGGGUGAAAGGAGUCCUGAUUCGCUGCAUGCUGAACAUCUGGGGCGUGAUGCUCUUCAUCCGGAUGUCUUGGAUUGUUGGACAGGCCGGAAUUGGACUGACCAUUGCAAUCAUUCUGAUGGCCACCGUGGUGACCACCAUCACUGGUCUGUCCACCUCCGCUAUAGCAACCAACGGAUUCGUACGAGGAGGGGGCGCUUACUACCUGAUCUCCAGGAGUCUGGGACCAGAGUUUGGGGGCUCCAUCGGUCUGAUCUUUGCCUUUGCCAACGCCGUGGCUGUGGCCAUGUACGUCGUAGGCUUCGCCGAGACGGUUGUGGAAAUGCUGAAUGAUGUCGACGCCCUGAUGACUGACGAACUAAAUGACAUCAGAAUCGUCGGGACUCUGACCGUCAUCCUGCUGUUGGGCAUCUCCGUGGCUGGGAUGGAGUGGGAAGCAAAGGCUCAAAUUGUCCUUUUGAUCAUCCUGCUUGGAGCUAUCGCUAACUAUUUCAUCGGGACAUUCAUGCCAACAGAAAGUAAAGAGCCCAAAGGAUUUUUUGGCUACAAAACUGCGAUCUUCAUCGAGAACCUCGGUCCGGACUUUAGGAACGACGAGACAUUUUUUUCUGUCUUUGCCAUCUUCUUCCCAGCAGCCACUGGGAUUUUGGCCGGAGCUAAUAUCUCCGGAGACCUUGCGGACCCUCAGUCUGCAAUACCUAAAGGAACCCUGUUGGCCAUCCUCAUAACGGGAGUCACAUACGUGGCUGUUGCCAUCUCAACAGGGUCCUGUAUCGUAAGGGACGCAACCGGAGACCACAACGACACGGUCAUCGACACGGUCAACUGCACCGACGCUGCCUGCACUCUGGGAUACGACUUCUCCAUCUGCAAGGAGGGCGGGUGUCAGUACGGCCUGAUGAACAACUUCCAGGUGAUGAGUCUGGUGUCGGCCUUUGGUCCUUUAAUCUCAGCCGGGAUUUUUUCCGCCACCCUGUCCUCGGCUCUGGCCUCAUUGGUCAGUGCCCCCAAGGUCUUCCAGGCUCUGUGUAAAGACAACAUCUAUCCAGGACUGGGAGUUUUCGCAAAGGGCUACGGGAAGAACAACGAGCCUCUCCGAGGUUACGUCCUGACCUUCGGCAUCGGCCUGGCAUUCAUCCUCAUCGCUGAGCUGAACAUCAUCGCUCCCAUCAUCUCCAACUUCUUCCUGGCCUCCUACGCUCUCAUCAACUUUUCCGUCUUCCAUGCUUCCCUCGCCAACUCUCCAGGGUGGCGCCCCAGCUUCAAGUAUUACAACAUGUGGGUGUCUCUUGCCGGAGCGAUCCUGUGCUGCGUGGUGAUGUUUGUCAUCAACUGGUGGGCGGCUCUGGUGACUCUGCUCAUCGUUCUGGCUCUCUACGUCUACGUCAGCUACAAGAAACCCGAUGUCAACUGGGGUUCGUCGACUCAGGCGCUGAUGUACAACCAGGCUCUGAUUCACAGUCUGAAUCUGACUGUGGUCGAGGACCACGUGAAAAACUUCAGGCCGCAGUGUCUGGUUCUGACUGGUUAUCCAAACUCUCGACCAGCUCUGCUUCAACUUGUUUAUUCCUUUACCAAGAACGUGGGUCUCAUGGUGUGCGGUCACAUCAAGAAGGUUUCCCGUCGACCGAACUACAAGGAGUUUUUCCAGGAUCACGCUCGCUGUCAGCGCUGGCUCAACGCGAAGCGAAUCAAGGCCUUCUACACCCCCGUGUUCUCCGACAACCUCAGACACGGAACGCAGCUCCUACUGCAGGCCGUUGGUUUGGGACGACUGAAGCCAAACACGUUGGUGAUGGGUUUCAAGAACAACUGGAGGGAAGGCGACAUGAGAGACUUGGAGAUCUACAUCAACACCAUACAUGACGCCUUCGACCUGCAUUUCGGAGUCGUCCUCCUCCGUCUGCCGGAGGGACUGGACAUUUCUCACAUCCAGGGACAAGAUGAGCUGCUGCUGUCCAAUGAGAAGCCACCAGCCAGCAACAAUAACCAGGUGGUGAUAUCAGUCAGUGAAGCCAAAGACUCAGACUCGGACUCCUGUCCUUCAAAAACCACCAGCAACCAGAGCAGCCCCCUCAUCAUUAGAGCUGCAGAAACCAAAGGUCCUCUGAGUCAGACGGAGAAGCGGCUGUUGGAGUCCAGUCAGCAGUUCAAGAAAAAACAGGGCAAAGGAACCAUCGACGUCUGGUGGCUGUUUGAUGACGGAGGUCUGACUCUACUGAUUCCGUACCUGCUGACCAACAGGAGUAAGUGGGGUGACUGCCAGAUCCGGGUUUUUGUCGGCGGGAAGAUCAACCGCAUUGACCACGAUCGCAGAGUGAUGGCCACGUUGCUCAACAGAUUCAGGAUCGACUUCUCCGACAUCAUCGUCCUUGGAGACAUCAACACCAAACCAAAGGAAGACAAUAAGCGGAUUUUCAAGGGACUGAUCGAGCCGUACCGGCUGAAGGAAGACGACAUGGAGCAGGAGGCUGCGGAGAGGCUGAAGGCCCAGGAGCCGUGGAGGAUCACCGACAACGAACUGGAACUAUAUAAGGCCAAGACCAGCCGUCAGAUCAGACUGAACGAGCUGCUGAAGGAACACUCCAGCAACGCCAAGCUCAUCGUCAUGACCAUGCCGUUGGCGAGGAAGGGAACGGUGUCCAGCGCUCUGUACAUGUCCUGGUUGGAAACCCUGUCCAGAGACGUCCCACCCAUGUUGUUGGUCCGAGGAAACCACCAGAGCGUCCUGACCUUUUACUCCUAACACACACACACACACACACACUGUCACGUACAAAUGUUCACGAUCAAACUUUUGUGUCUGCGAUGGAACCGCUGCUGUCAAAGUGCUUUUAGCCCAGUUUUAUUUUAAAGUAAAAAAAAUGUAAGUUUAGUGUCAUCAGUCAAUGUAGACACUGUUGUUUUGUUUUCUCAGUAACAGGCUGUAAUUUGUUUUUGUUUUUUGUUUUUUUAAAGAUUGUGAAGAAUUAAAAAAAAAUCUUAAUAAAAAUUCUUAAUAUAGUAAAUUAAUUCGGAAUUAUUUGCAAGAAAAUAGGAUGAACGUAUAGUUCUAGAGUCAGUCGUGGUUUUUUUUGUUUUGUUUCGAGAUUAUUGUUAUUGGAUUGCAUUUCUAAUACUUCUAAUUCGUAUGUGCAUUUAAUCUGUCUCUAAUCUGUAUUUAUUUUAUUUUUGUCCUAUUGUUUGAGGAUAUUUUUCUUCUCUGGUCACGGUUUGCUAAAUAUAAGAUUUUAGAAUAAAAUGUGGAAUAAAAUUGCAAUCGUUUAU